AAAUUAUUAAUGAGGAAGAAGAUGCAAGCCAGGAGAGGCUGCAGCAGUUUGUUUUUGCCUGAGCCUACUGGGAAGAGAAAGAGUCUGCCUCCUCCUGUCUUCUCUCCUCUGGAACCAUGAGCCGUAAAGUCGUGAGGUCCAGCAAGUUCCGCCAUGUCUACGGACAGCCAGUCAAGGCUGACCAGUGUUAUGACGACAUCCGUGUUUCUCAGAUGACCUGGGAUGGGAAUUUCUGCUCGGUCAACCCCAAAUUCCUGGCCAUAGUCGUGGAAGCCAGUGGUGGGGGAGCCUUCUUGGUCUUGCCAUUGACAAAGACUGGUCGCCUGGAUAAAGCCUACCCAGUGGUCUCAGGGCACACAGCUCCUGUCUUGGAUGUGGAAUGGUGUCCUCACAAUGACCAUGUUAUUGCGAGUGGAUCUGAGGACUGUACUGUUAUGGUCUGGGCAGUGCCUGAAGUUGGCCUCAUACGGUCCUUGAAUGAACCCCUGGUGACCCUUGAAGGCCACUCCAAGCGGGUGGGGAUUGUCACAUGGCACCCGACAGCACAGAAUCUCUUGCUGAGUGCAGGCUGUGACAAUGUGGUGAAAGUCUGGGAUGUGGGUGUGGGGCAAGCACCUCUCUCAUUGGACGAGCUACAUCCAGACGCCAUUUAUAGUGCAUCUUGGAACCAGGAUGGGUCUCUGCUAUGCACGGCCUGCCGUGAUAAGCGCGUCCGAAUUUUUGACCCACGGGCAGGAGGCACCAUUGCCAAUGAACUCCCGCGCCCACAUGAGGGGUCACGUCCAGUCCGGGUUGUUACAGUCAAUGAUGGCAAGUUGUUCACGACAGGCUUCAGCCGCAUGAGUGAGCGUCAGGUGGCACUGUGGGAUCCGAGGAAUCCUGAGGAGCCACUGACUCUCCAAGAACUAGACACAAGCAGCGGAGUCCUCCUUCCUUACUAUGAUCCAGAUACCAAUGUAGUUUAUCUGACUGGCAAGGGCGACAGCAGCAUCCGCUAUUUUGAGCUCACAGGAGAAGCUCCCUUUGUGCACUACCUGUCUAUGUUCAGCUCCAAAGAAUCUCAGCGAGGAGGGGGCUGGAUGCCUAAGCGAGGCUUGGAUGUCAGCAAAUGCGAAAUUGCCAGGUUUUAUAAACUCCAUGAGAGGAAAUGUGAACCCAUUGCAAUGACUGUACCUCGAAAGUCAGACCUGUUCCAGGAAGACUUGUAUCCAGACACAGUUGGCCCUGAUCCUGCACUGACAUCUGAGGAGUGGCUGUCAGGGAAGAACGCCAGUCCCAUCCUCAUCUCCCUCAAGGAUGGCUACACUCCUCAGAAGACCCGAGAGUUCAAGGUUAAUCAGACUCUCCUUCAAGGACCCAAAAGAAGUCAUGAAGGGACACCACAUGGGAGUCCAGCUUUAGACCAGCUCUCUGAGGACCUGAAGCGACUGCAGGCCACGGUCUCACAACAGGAGCAGCGCAUCUCAGAGCUAGAGAAGAUUGUGAAGAAAUAACUUAAUGUCUUCCAUUCAACCAAUCCUGUUUGCCAUCAGUUACAUUGGACUUUGUUCACUGGUCUUUUUAUUUUUUAAAAGCCUUUUGUUGUACUGUGGGUGGAUCCUCAGGGCAUUAUUAAGUUCCACCUACCCCAAACUCAGGUCAGAAACUAAGCUUGCCAGUUCCAGAGAGGCCCUCCUUUUUGGUUAGCCAGGUUCACUGGUGUCUUGGUUCUGCUUGGGCAACAUUAAAUACACAUCUCCCUCAUUCUAAAGCCCCAGGGAGUCGGGGAGAGGCAGGCAGCCAUCUCCUAGAGGCCUGAUUGUAUGCAUGUACUUUUCUACAUUAUUUGCUUCUCUCCUUCCCCGUUUCUUUUGGAAGUGCUGCAAAGGGCCUUCAUUUGAGGUCAGGUGCAGAGCUUGGGGGUGCCACAUUUUGGAGUAUACUUCCUAGAAUCUCCCAGCCAGCAUGGCCACCAUUGCAGAUUCUUGGAGCUGUAAUCCAAAAAAGGAACCUUUCCAACCUCUGGCAUAGGUUGCAUCUUAACUUUUCAUAGAAUUUUCAUGUUUUAUUGAUCCACGGUACAUUUUAGUUUUAGUAACAUUUUUUAAAAAACCUGCAAGUAUUUCUAAAAGCUGCAGAUGGCAAGAAUCGUCUUAAAGAGGCAUCUACUCUUGUGUGAGAAAUGGGGGCUAUUUCUUAAGACAUGUGCUGCAAUCUGUCUGCAUUGCCUAAUAAAGUUUACUUGUUUCUUUAGAACUAUUGUCAUGUGCAAUAGUUUUAUGCAAAUAUUCAAUUUGGUGAAAAUAUAAAUCAAAUCCAAACAGUCAAUCAAGAUUUCUUAAAUUGUGUAAUUAAUGCUCAUGUUUGUCUGAUAGGUUUUUGAUACUUGUUAACUUCGUUAUUAACUCACAUAUUAAUUCUGGGAAGGGUGGGCAGUAGAAUUAACCAUAUAUUAAACAAUUCUCGCCCUCCCAUCUUUAAUGCAUUAAAAUGAUGCAAGCACAUUUGAUACCAAAUGAAAGCGAAAAAGACAAAUCUAUUACCAUGCUAUUCCAACAUGAAAUGAUCUUAUCUCUGCCAACCUUCAGCCACUGGAGGGCAGCACUCUUCUUUUUCAUUAAGCUGCCUACUUGCAUUAUUUUUCAGUAAGGAUGCAAGGGCAAUGAUUAGCCCAGAGGUUUAGGAAAGUAUCUGUAUCCACAAGCAAGACAGGAGUGCAAUAGCAUCCUUCUGCUCAGGUAGCAAAGCCUGGAAAAGCUACUUUUCUGGACAUCAGCUCCCAGACUCCUCAGCCAAGCUGUUCUCAGGUAUCCUAGCAACUUAUAUUUAGAGGAAGACCAUCUCUUAUACUGGAGGCAACAUGAGUAUUAGCUAUGGGUAGCCUUCCUUUUCACAAAUUUGCCUGGUUCCCAUUAAAAGUCAUGGCUAGUACAUGAUCAAGUAGCAGCAAAUCAUAUAACCAUGAGCUAUCCCUUUGUCAGCUUCAGCCUUCUUUCUAUAUUAGAGCAUGGGUGGGUAAAUUCUUGGGGCUAUUUUUGUCCCCUCUGUGUGUGGCACAAUAGAAAUAAUGUGACAUCAGUUCUGGUUCCCAUGUCAGUCAGUCUGGAGCUGAAAUUUGAGGUUUCUUGGUGGCAGGUGGGGGAGGACAGAAAAAAAAGGCAAACCUCUGUAUUUGUGACCAGUUCAGCCCCCAAAAGAAAAAUUAAGGGUGUUCAGAGGAUAGAAUGAGUGUUGUGGACUUUAGAGGCUGCAUGCAGCCCAUGAGUCACACAUUUUCUACCCUUACAUUACACUCAGGAUGCUGUUUGGCUGCAACUCUCAGGGAUCCCACAUCCUUAAGUAUUUGUUGUUGCUGUGUGCCUUCAAGUCAUUUCUGACUUGUGGCACUCUUACAGUGAACCUACCAUGCUGAACAAAAAAAAGGCAGAAUUCAAUCACAGUGGGAAAGGUCAGCCUUUCAAAACCUGGUUCCAUCCACAUGGCUUGGGCUGCAGUGCCAAUGGCUAUACUGGCUGGUGAAGGCUUAAAAUAGAACAGAGGUGAGCAAGUGGUCUUCCAAAGGUAACUCCUAAUAUCCCUAGCCAGUGAUAUGGAAAGCUGCGUGAGCAGUUCACAAACAUGGGGAAGGUGGGCCUUUCCCCACUGAUAAGAGAAUCAAGCUUUAGAGCAGAAGGGAUACAAGUUGGAUUGACAAAUAUACACACAGAAAUGUUUCAUUUUUUUUAAUUUUCUGCCUCAUGCUCUUUCAAGUCUACUUAGGACUCUCACUGGAGAGCAUAGAUGGGUCCCACCUCCACAGCAUUACAUUCAUUCCAUUUCCAUCUCUCCUCUCCUCUUGCAGUAGAUGUUUUGGUCCAAUCUCUGGCCUGCUGCUUUUUAGUCCAGAGGGAAGGGACAGAGCUACAUCUAUCACUUAGCUUCUUGUUCCUUCGCCCACUGUUCUGGUGUCAGUGUUCUCUGUUCAAAGGCAUGGAUAUGCUUCAGCUCCUCAGAUAAGAGUUCAUUGACCAGGCUAGUGAAGGUGAAGUGAAAACGAAGAGAGGGAAAAAAAAGGAAAAAUUCAUUUUCUGGUACUUUUACUAUUGCCAGACUCUUUAAGUCGGUUUCUCAAGUCCCUACCUCAUCAUUUUUAACUAUCAGCAACAAUAUUUGACAAACGCUAUGAAAUAAAUAGAUGUUAAAGGGGCUAUGUCUGUUAACAAUCACAUGGAGUGGAAAUGCAUUGCCAUUGUGUAGUUCAGGUUGAGGUGGGUGAAUCAAUUCCUAAGAAUAAAUUGCUUCAUCCAUUUAGAAGCAAUCCCAACUUCUGCUGAGGGUUAUCUAACAGACGUUAGAAAAACAGUGGGAUGGAAGUACUGCUCCAUCAAUGGAGAGAAGUUGUAGUUGACUGUCUUUCAUUGGAACAUACUGUAAAAAUAUAUAUAAAAUACAGUUAUCUGAGCUCUUAAUAUGUUAAGUUUUCAGUGCCUUCUUCUUUUCAUAAAAUUUACACAAUGUAAAGGAAGUCUGUGCUAUUGACCUGUCACAUGUUAAAAUAUUUGCAAGUAUAUCAAUAAAAAUAAUUUCCAAGUAA
Messenger RNA from Sceloporus undulatus (fence lizard), 4552 nucleotides. It is a transcript of the gene CORO1A, whose product is annotated as coronin 1A. Gene Ontology annotation, biological process: actin filament organization; cell migration. Gene Ontology annotation, molecular function: actin filament binding. Bases 117 to 1493 code for a protein of 458 amino acids. The transcript is spliced from 11 exons. NCBI's taxonomy places the organism in Eukaryota, Metazoa, Chordata, Lepidosauria, Squamata, Phrynosomatidae. The record is from RefSeq and is a predicted model, not a curated record.